This is a messenger RNA of Rotaria sp. Silwood2, 414 nucleotides long. The record is from the annotation of a GenBank genome assembly. Lineage: Eukaryota; Metazoa; Rotifera; Eurotatoria; Philodinida; Philodinidae.
AUGGCGACCAAAACUAACCCAGAAUCAAACAACUCUAACGAUCCUCUAGAACAACUUGAUUCUCUAUUGGUUCAUGGUCGAAUUGAAGAACAGCAAUUGACAGCUGGUGAAUAUAUCGACAUUGAUUCUUCCAUCCCAGCUUUCAACGAAUGGGAUGAUGAUGAACAUCUGAAAGUUUUGGUUCAGGUCGGUGAGGAAGCGAAUGACGAUGAUGAACUUGUUUCUGUAACUGAAAAGCCACCAAACUUGCCUGAAGUAAUGGAAAUGAUGAGAAAGCCUCAUCUUUUUGCCUCUACCCAACAGCCUCAGCUAUAUAAUCUCAUUUCUGAUCUUGAAUUGCAAUUAACUGACAUUUAUUUGUACUCGAAAGCAACAAAACAAAGUUCUAUCAAGGAUUAUUUUGCCACUUAUUAA